AUGACUGCUUACCACUACAAUCACUACUAUUUCCGCUGGGCCGGCGCUGUCACCACCUAUGCACCCCCACAGUACUACGUCACCAUUCCCCGCGAACUCUCCAUAUCAGCGCCCUACUACGGAUUCGAGCCCAUCGCCCGUCUCUGCAACCGCUUCAUCCGGAGUCUCUUCUCACUGCCCCGAUCACACGGCCAACAAAGUCUUCCUAGAUUUAUCGCCUACGCUCUAUACCGAAGUCAAGUCCACACCUCUGUGAUAUACUCCUCUCUGAUCCUUCUCCGGCGUCUCCAAAAAUAUUAUCCACAGGCAAACGGAAUGGGCGGAGAACAGCUCUUCAUAACGACCCUAAUGCUCGCAGCGAAGAUCCUCAGCGACAGACCAUACAAUAACACCGCUUGGGUUACUGUUUCGCGCAAUCAGUUCACGCAUGAAGCGAUCAAUGAGAUGGAGCGGCAAAUGUGCGGUUAUCUGGCCUUUAAGCUGGCAAUUUUUGGUCCUAUGCUGAAGGUGUUUGAGAAGGCUGUGAAGAGAGAUUUCAGUGAAGACCGGACAAGCUAUCCGAGUUAUAGCUAUGACAUGGUGUCGCCGCGAGGAAAAAAGAAGAAGAAAACGAUCAAAAGGCUGGUGCUUGUUCCUGCUGAGGCACCUUUGGGUUCAGAUUAUGCUUCGCGUGCGUCUGGAUACGCUCACACUGCGCCUUUGCGUUACAGUACUCCAGCUCCUCCGCCCGUUUCUGGUCCUUCUGCCGAUCCAUCUUACCAACCAGGACAAUCUAGACGGCGUCGAUAUACCAGCCUCGUCCCGAAGAUGCCCAUGCCAAUUUUACGACGGGCAACGAUUCCUUUUCUUAAGACUUGUCCUCCCGAUUCUACGUCUGUCACCCCUGCUUCUGCGAUUUACUCUGCUGCGGAUACGUUCUAUCAGCCAAGUCGACGUCGGUGUAACAGUGUAAUAACCAUGCCGAUGCCGAAUGUGCGACAGCCGAGUAUUCAAAUGCCCAGCCGCAACAUUGAGCCUCCGUCUGCGCCUGUUAUCCCUUACAAUUAUAUGCCGGUUUUCGCUCCCGUGGUCUAUUAA
Laccaria bicolor S238N-H82 is the source of this 1077-nucleotide messenger RNA. RefSeq lists its product as uncharacterized. Gene Ontology annotation, molecular function: cyclin-dependent protein serine/threonine kinase regulator activity; protein kinase binding. NCBI's taxonomy places the organism in Eukaryota, Fungi, Basidiomycota, Agaricomycetes, Agaricales, Hydnangiaceae. Gene Ontology annotation, cellular component: nucleus; cyclin-dependent protein kinase holoenzyme complex. The record is from RefSeq and is a predicted model, not a curated record. Gene Ontology annotation, biological process: regulation of cyclin-dependent protein serine/threonine kinase activity. The transcript has a single exon. Bases 1 to 1077 code for a protein of 358 amino acids.